GGUACAGGCGCGCGCCAUAAGCUUUACGCGCAGUUACGCAUCACGUGCCCUGCCAAGCGCGCGCGCCUAGUCGUACAUGCAGGUGCUAUGGGGAACAUCGAAGUGAUAACGAACAGCGACGCGACAGAGGAUUUGUUUCAGAGCGUCAUAGCGAACAGAUCCAUAAGUUUUGGGAGUCUGGAGGACAUCGACGUGUCUGCUGACGGCAGUCCGCUCCUGCGCUGCUUUAUCUCCGUUACCUACGCGGUGGUGUGCGCCGCGGGGCUGGUGGGCAACCUGUUUGUGCUCGUGUUUAUCCGGGCGAAACAAGCGCGCAGGAAAUCUGAGACCAACGUCUUCGUGCUCCAUCUGGCCGUGACGGAUUUCCAGUUCGCGCUCACGCUGCCGUUCUGGGCUGCAGACGCGGCGCUGGACUUCAGCUGGCCGUUUGGAGACGUCAUGUGCAAGCUCGUGCUUUCGGCCACGGUGAUGAACAUGUACGCAGGUGUGUUCUUUCUCACUGCCAUGAGCGUCGCGCGCUACAGGUGCAUGGCGUCCGCUCUGAAAGAGCGCGCCGGCGGGCGAGGCGCGCGCACCUCUGUCAGACUCGUAGCAGCCGUGUUGUGGCUGCUGGCCACCGCUGCCACCGCGCCCACGUCCAUCUUCUCCACGGUUAACGAGGUGGCCGGAGAAAAGCUCUGCCUUUUACGCUUUCCGAACGGGCAGCGCUGGUUAGCCGUGUAUCACCUGCAGAAAAUCCUGCUCGCCUUUGUGAUACCCAUGGCCAUCGUCUCCAUCAGCUACCUGCUGCUGCUGAGGCUCGUGCGCCGCCGCAGCUUGAAGUCCAGAGCGCGCGUCACGCGCUCGGUCGCCGUGGUGGUCUUGUCCUUCUUCCUCUGCUGGAUGCCCAAUCACGCCGUGACGCUGUGGGGAGUCCUGGUGAAGCUGAACGCCGCGCGCUGGGACAAGGCCUACUACGUGGUGCACACCUACGUGUUCCCGCUCACGGUGUGCCUGGCUCACGCGAACAGCUGCUUAAACCCGGUUAUUUACUGCCUCACGCGCAGGGAGUUCAGGCGGAAGCUGAGAGACUUUUUUCUCCGGGUUUGAACGCGCGCGCUCUGCUUGCGCUCCUCGUACGCACAAACGUCUGUUUCUGUCUCUAACCUACACGUGAUCGUAGCUGUUGUUGCUUUCGGAGGCGCAGAACAAAAGAAAAAAGAAAAAAAAAGAAAACAUCAGCAGAUUCAAAAGAAACACGUGUUUUCCGCCAGCUGAGUGAACACGUUUUAUUGUGCGUAAUGAUGUGUACAAUGUUUAUUGUUCUGAAAACACUCUGAAAGUAAGACAAUCUCUCUCUCCUGUCGUCUCUGUGCAGUUACCAAGCCGUGUGUGUGUGUGUGUGUGUGUGUGUGCAUACAGUGGGGUCCAAAAGUCUGACACUACAUUGAUUUUUUUUUAUUUAAGAAAAUGGAAAUAAACAUUAUUUGGAAAUAAACAGGCGAUUUUAAAAAUUUUAAAUAUUUUGAAACAAAUGUUAAUAUAUAAAUAUAUAAAUAUUAUAUCAAAUUAAAUUUAAUAUAUAUUAUUUAUAUAUAGAUAUUAUAUAUCUAAAAAUAUAAAUAUUAAUAUUCAAUCUUCUGCACUAUUCCUAGCUCCCUAUUUUAAAUGUAUGUAAAUGUGUGAGAUUGAGCAUGUACAAAUGCUUUGUACAAAAGGUCAGAUUUUCCUCAUGCCUAAUCUCUUCUACUGAAGCAUGUGUUCAGAUGACACUCUGUUUGAUUUGAUCCGAAAUGGAUCAUAAGGUUUUGCACAAACUUGUGGAGUCCAUGCAAGCUCGAGUGCUCAGUCAUUACAGCAAAAAGAGGAUGUACAAAAUACGAAGAAACUCUGAAAUUCAUGUAAAUAUUUCAAAGAGUCUACUUUUCACUCAGGUUGGUGCCAGUACUAUAAUUUGUAAUGAAAAUUGUUGUGUUAAAUUACAAAAGAAUGCAAAAUAGAAGUUUUUUUUCACAUUUUUGGAUGCAUUCUCAGACUUUUGGACCCCAAAAGAAAAAUCAAACCUUGAACAGAAUUUAAACAAACAAACAAAAAAAAUCAAUCUAGUGACCUAAGGGUUUGUUCCUCUGAUGGAACCAAAGUUAUUAAAAUUAAUAUUUAAUAUGUAUUUACUUUUAAUUAACUUUUCAAGCAAAGCUUUAAAGGUGCAUCGGUGGUCAUUACGGUCCGAUUCAGUACCUUAAAUUAUUUUUAAACAUAUAAAGAUACAUACUAAAGUUACAAAAGAUGUACCCUUGAUGGCACACGGAAAACAAGGACAAGGAAAGCUACAGUUUGGUGCCUUUAUUUCUGAGAAUGUCAAGAAGCUAGACCCGGUAACCAUCCAAAGAACCGCUGAGGAACUUCUUAUCUUAUUUUGAAAGAGAAGCUCAAGGAGAACGGGAGAACUUGGAAACCUGUGAAGACUGGACAAUGUACUUUCUUGUUGCUGGAACAAACAUAGUCACGAGAAUGAGCCAUGUCUAAAAAUAUAAUCCUUUUAAACAUCAAGCACAUCUGUAUUACACUGUAUGGUUCAGUAUGUGGUGUUUUAUCUUUCGCUCAAAUGAGCACUGUGGCAGAAAUACCGAGAAAUCAGAAGAGCCAUUACGAGCAGUUCCAUUACCUGCGCCAUUCUUCUAGUCUAUACAUGUACAUUUCUCAGUCACCUCUGUGCUAUUCAAAUAAAUAAACCCCGAAUCACGUGUGGGGUAUAAACAGAAGUAUAUAAAAAGUGGACUAUUAUAUAAGACAGCCUGUUAAACUUUAUCAGGCUGUGCAGCUGAUAAUAUUUUCAGUGACCAUGGUGGAUCGAAUUGUGUUUCAUUUACACUGCUAAGGACCAGAAGGUUGUGAAUCUAAAUAAUAAAAAAAAUCACAGUAACCCUUGACUAUGUUAUGAUUGUAUUCUGCCUUGUCUGCCUGAAGAACACACUCAGUGUAUAUUUUCCAUCUCCUGUCUAAGGAAAUUGGCAUGUUUCACUGAAUGCUAUUUUACUGUGCGGUUGCACAGAAAUUGACUAUGGCAUCUAAUAUAAAACCUGACAUCAGAAAGAAACAAGUGUAUAAAUAAAAAUCUAGUGACUGUUGCAAACAGACUGACAGGAAAAAAUGUUGUUUUCCUCUGUUUGUUUUCUUUGUUCUCCCUAAAGAUUGUAGCAUUUCAGCUAUAAAUA
Pangasianodon hypophthalmus (striped catfish) is the source of this 3194-nucleotide messenger RNA. RefSeq names its product relaxin family peptide receptor 3.3a1 (gene rxfp3.3a1). The record is from RefSeq and is a predicted model, not a curated record. NCBI's taxonomy places the organism in Eukaryota, Metazoa, Chordata, Actinopteri, Siluriformes, Pangasiidae. The coding region runs from base 88 to 1089 and encodes 333 amino acids. Gene Ontology annotation, biological process: G protein-coupled receptor signaling pathway; immune response. The transcript has a single exon. Gene Ontology annotation, cellular component: membrane. Gene Ontology annotation, molecular function: G protein-coupled receptor activity.